AGAAAAACUCACUGAAGAACAGGCGAGUAAACCCUUCUUUUUUGGUGAGCUUUUUUUUUGGCAGUUUUAAAACAGAGUGCAUUACCACCACCAUCUGCUGGACUGAGGUGUAAUGGCAAGUGUACCCUUUAGCCUCACACCAGGAACGUGGCGUGAUCGUCAUGUUGCCUAGCGAUUGUGUGGUGUUUUCUGUGUCUUUGCUUACCAUGAAGCGUGUCUGAUGCGGUGCUGCGGCGGCAUUUCUGCCAAUUAAAACGUCUCACUUCUUUUUCUCACAUCAUUUUUUUUCUUCACUGUUUUGAAUGAAAACGCUUCCAACACGCUUCCGUGUGGCCUGAAAAAUAGGCAUAAGUCCUAUUCCUUGCAUGCGUUUUCUGCGCAGCUCGAGCUGCGCCUGAGACGUGUGUGUCACGCAGGCAGUGUGCAACCUCUAACCUGUUACCAUGGGAGCCGAAAUAAAAACGGACAUGCCACCCAGCUGACACGCUCAUGCCAUGCACCCGGUGUGAAACGGGCCUUAGAAAAUAAUAAGACCACAAUCAUUUUAUACAUUUAGAGAAAUGGUAAAGGGUGGACGAGUAUACCACAAACAAAGCUACACCCACAUGCUUUUCUAAACCACCUAUCGUCACAUAUGAAUAUUCUGAAUAUUCAACAGACAGCAGUUAGAAUCCCCACCCAGAUCUAAGCUCUACCUUUACAAGGCAUUAGAUGGUUUAAAAUAUGAAACCGAGUUCGCCCACACACUGGCACUACUGCAGCUCACAGGAGUGAAGUAACUUACUAAUGACCCAUUUCUACUUCCAGCAUUGUUUUUAAACUUUGGUCAUGGCUGAUCAAGAGGAUGAUGUACGUGCUUUACUGAAUGAUUCUGGUGAACCAGAUUUGAAGCAUGCCAUUUCCAGAGCCAGAGAAGUAGUAGAUAGGUUAGAUAAUGUAGUGCUCAACAUUGCUGUAACAGGAGUAACUGGAGCCGGAAAGUCCACCUUUGUGAAUGCCAUCAGGGAUGUCAGUAAUACUGAAGAAGGAGCUGCUACAAUUGGGGAGACAGAGACCACUAUGGAGAUCAAAGCAUACCCCCAUCCCACCAUGCCCAAUGUGAAGAUCUGGGACCUGCCAGGACUAGGGACCAAAAACUUCAAAGCAAACCUAAAAGAUGUCAAGUUCCAAAACUAUGACUUCUUUAUUAUAGUUAGUGAAAAAAGAUUCAAGGAGUAUGGCGUUAUACUGGCAAAGGAAAUUCAGAAAAAUAAUAACAAUUUCUACUUUAUUCGUUCAAUGAUUGACCAAGAUGUAGCCAGUGCUGAAAGGAGAGGGGUGACAGAGAAUGCCACGCUCCAAAAAAUAAAAAAUGAUUGUCAGGAAAAUCUCAUGGAACUGGGUUCUCCUCCUGUCUUCUUGAUCUCAUCCCAUUACCUGGAGAAAUUUGAUUUCUCAAAACUCCAAAAUGCUCUGGAGAGAGAUCUUCCAGAUCGCAAGAGAGAUGCUCUUGUUAGGAGUUUGCCGGUUUAUUCCAGGCAGUGUCUUGAAAAGAAAUACAACACAUUUCAGAAAGCAGUCUGGGCUUUGGCUGUUGUAUCCGGUGGCAUAGCAGCAGCCCCAGUGCCAGGUCUGUCAGUUGCAUGUGAUGUUGCCAUGGUAGCAACUUUCUUCACCACAUGCUACCAUUCAUUUGUUCUAGAUGAUAAAUCCCUCACAAAGGUGGGAAAUAGAGUAGACAAACCAAUACUUGAAAUUGUUAAAGAGUCGGCAAUUGUCAGGGCAAUUGCUAGUAAAACAUUUCUUUCAUCAAAAUUGGCAGCCAGACUUGGGGCUGCGGGUGUAAUUGAGUCAGUGUGCAGCCUUAUUCCUGUAGCUGGAAGCAUAGCAGCAGCUGGAGUGUCUUUCGCUACCACACGGUCUGUGCUCGAAGAGAGGUUGAAAGAACUGUAUAGAGUUGCACUAAAAGUGAUUAAAAUGGCAAACCUCAACUAGACUGAGGUAUCCCUGAGGUGCCCUGUAUAGGGGGCUCAAUGAAUUGCAUAAUGUGGCAUAAAAUUGAAGGACUUCAGUAAUAAUCUCAUGUUAUUUAGCCAAUGCAAGUGGCCAGGUUACUAUCAUCUACAAUGUUUCUUUUAACACAUGUAAGUACAGUAUUUCUAUGAUAGAUUUACCAAAAUAGGGAUUUUGUUUGUUUAUUCAGGGAAUAGCUGUUUGACAGUGCUUCUGGGAGGGUUUAUUUUGAUGUAUGUUUUUAAGGUAUUUUGUGUAUCAUGAAUUACUUCUGCUGUGUGAGAAAUAUCCCUUUGCUGAAUGGACUAGAGCAACAUGAUCUUUGAUUUUCAACACACUGUUGUGAAAAGUAUAAGGGAAUUGUUAAUGGACUUAUGCAUCCUAAACAAUAAAACUGUGUUCUGUGUAAAAUGUAUGUUGUUGGAUUCUCGAUAAACUAUUCUUUCAAAAUA
Alosa sapidissima (American shad) is the source of this 2444-nucleotide messenger RNA. Its product is annotated as interferon-inducible GTPase 5-like. Gene Ontology annotation, cellular component: membrane. Gene Ontology annotation, molecular function: GTP binding. Lineage: Eukaryota; Metazoa; Chordata; Actinopteri; Clupeiformes; Clupeidae. The record is from RefSeq and is a predicted model, not a curated record.